AUGGAGGGCACGUACGUGAUGGCCGAGUCCUCCGCCGCCUAUUUCGAAGCCUACCGCCACGUACUUCUGGCACUCAAGAACAUCAUCGACGACGCGCUUCCGUUUCAGCGCUAUCUGCUCCGCCUCUCCAACGAGAUCAGGCCUCCGUCCUACUUCGACCAGGAGAGUACGCUCGACUUUUCACUCCUCAAGCGAGGCUACGUCGAGCCCCCGCCUCCGAAGCAGCUCCCGGCCGGCCGGCGGCAGGAUCGGGGCGACCCGCUCCCGGCCCGUAACCCGGCCAACAGCUGGCCGGUGCUGCAGCCCUGGCCGACCUUCGAUUCUGGGCUGAACGAAAGCCAGCUCCAGGCCGUGCGACAGGCGCUGACCAACGAGCUGGCCCUGAUCCAAGGGCCGCCCGGCACCGGCAAGACCUUUGUGGGUCUCAAGAUCGCGCGCUUGCUGCUGCAAACCAGGCAGCGCACGGCACCGCCAAUCCUGUGCGUUUGCUACACCAAUCAUGCUCUCGAUCAGAGCGAGGGAGCUAAUCACUUGCCUUGCGCCCAGCAGUUCUUGGAGGGAAUCUACAAGUUCGAGAAGAACGUCGUGCGCAUCGGUGGCCGGUCGUCAAGCACGAUUCUUGGAGAGCGCAACAUCAUGAAGCUGCAGCUGCCUUAUGGUCAUCGGCUGCUGGGUGCCCGGUGGAAUAUCAAGCGAUCGCAAGACGAAGUGUCGCAUGCUAUCGUCCAGUGUUUGGAAAACCUGCGCAAGGAGAGGCUUUCCUUGAGCGACCUGAAGAAGGUGGCCUUCCCGCACCACCUCCGCUCCCUGUGCGAGGGCCGAGAGGAGGCUGACGAGGCCUCGUCGGCAAUGCUGCUCGACCGCUGGCUGGAGCUGCCCAAGAAGAAGCGACGACAAAAAGGGAAGGGGAAGGCGAAGGUGAACGGGGCGGCGACGGCCCAGACUAAUCGCUUCCAGCGACUGGCGGACCUGCAAGAAGACGUGGCGACGACGAAGAAUGACAAGGGAAAGGAAAAGCUGGGCGACGAAAGUGAAGACGAAGACGAAGGUGAAGAAGAAGAAGGAGAAGAAGACUUCGUCGACGAGCAGCUACAGGAGGGCGCGGUGAGUAUCGUCAACGUGCCUGGCGGCAAUGAAGAAGAGGAAGAGGAUGACGAAGCAGAAGAGGAGGGAGAUGAAGAAGAGAUCAGACAGAUCGAAGAGGAGAGAGCCCUGCUCGAAGCCGGGGAGGCCGGCGGAAAGAAGGAGCCACAGGUGCAGGUGGUCAACUUCGCCGAUCUCACCGAGGACGAGAAGAUGCCGUCGCCGGCGCUGCUCGAGACGCUCGACUUGUGGAGCCUCCGCUACGAGGACCGCGCCCGGCUCCACUUCUUCUGGCUGCGGCUGAUGGGGUUCUACUGCAUCGGCAACGCGAAGCUGCUGCAGGACAACUCCCCCCUGUGGCGCCGGGUCAUGGCGACUCUCCGAGACCAGGGCUGCGCCGGUGCUGCGCUCUCGCUCGCCUGCCAGAAGCACCCGCAGACCAACAUCGUGGUGGCCAAGGCUGCGGACUUUGCGAAAGCCCCGAUGGGCGGCUGCAUGCUCAAGUGCGACUCGCGUUUGCCCUGCGGCCACGCCUGCACCCUGAACUGUCAUCCGGAUGACUCGCUGCAUGAAGAGAUCAAGUGCUAUAGCAAGUGCGCCAAAAAACGGGAGUGUCAGCACGCCUGUCCGCUAAAGUGUUGGCAGGAGUGCGGCGACUGCCGCGUGCGAGUACUCAAGACGCUGCCCUGCGGACACACGACCAGCCAGCCGUGCUAUCUCGCGCCGGAGCUAUGCGUGUGCGACUAUGCGUGCACCAAGGGCCUGCCGUGUGGCCACAACGCAGUCGUGCCUUGUCACCAGGCGUACGCCCACAUUCCUCGCCAGCCAUUCAACUCUGGUGGCUACUGA
This is a messenger RNA of Acanthamoeba castellanii str. Neff, 1932 nucleotides long. Its product is annotated as zinc finger, NFX1-type containing 1, putative. Gene Ontology annotation, biological process: regulatory ncRNA-mediated heterochromatin formation. Gene Ontology annotation, molecular function: helicase activity. The transcript has 8 exons. The record is from RefSeq and is a predicted model, not a curated record. Gene Ontology annotation, cellular component: nuclear RNA-directed RNA polymerase complex. Lineage: Eukaryota; Discosea; Longamoebia; Acanthamoebidae. Bases 1 to 1932 code for a protein of 643 amino acids.